AUGGAGAAUUUAGCAGAAAAGAAACCACAUGCUGUGUUGAUUCCAUAUCCAACUCAAGGCCAUAUCAAUCCAUUGUUGAAACUAGCAAAACUUCUUCACAUUAAAGGCAUUCAGAUAACCUUUAUCAAUACUGAAUACAAUCACAAACGCUUGCUCAAAUCAAGAGGUUCUAAUGCCUUUAAUGGUUUCACUGACAUUACCUUUGAGACCAUACCAGAUGGUUUAACUCCAACGGAAGGUGAUGGUGAUGUUACUCAAGAUAUUUCUUCUCUUAAUCAAUCUAUAAGAAAGAAUUUCCUCAAACCCUUUUGUGAACUUCUUUCUAGACUUAAUGAAUCUGCCAAUAUUGGUCUUAUUCCGCAUGUUACUUGUUUAGUUUCUGAUGUGAUGAUGAGUUUUACUUUACAAGCAGCUAAGGAAUUUGCACUACCGAAUGUUAUAUUUUUUCCAGCAAGUGCAUGUUCUUUAUUGUGUACUUUGCACUUUCGUUCCUUUGUAGAAAAAGGUCUCACACCACUCAAAGAUGAGAGUUAUCUAAAAAAUGGAUAUUUGGAAACUAAAGUAGACUGGAUUCCAGGUUUAAAAAACUUUAGGUUGAAGGACAUUGUCGACUUUAUCAGGACAACAGAUCCAAAUGAUAACAGGUUAGAAUUCUUUAUUGAUAUGGCGGAUAGACUUCGUAGAGAUUCAAGUUCAACUAUCAUUUUGAAUACUUUCGAUGAACUUGAGAGUGAUGUAAUCAAUGCUCUCUUCUCUGUGUUUCCUUCUCUUUACGCUAUUGGCCCUUUACCUUUACUGCUAAACCAAACUCCACAUCAUCAUCAAUUAGCAUCUCUAGAUUUUAAUCUUUGGAAAGAAGAUACCAAGUGCCUUGAAUGGCUUGAAUCCAAGGAACCUAGAUCGGUUGUUUAUGUGAAUUUCGGCAGCAUCACAGUUAUGACUCCAGAGCAACUGUUGGAGUUUGCUUGGGGUUUGGCCAAUAGUAAGAAAUCGUUUUUGUGGAUCGUUAGGCCGGAUCUUGUCAUUGGAGGCUCAGUGGUUUUGUCACCUGAGUUUGUGAAUGAAACUUCAGAUAGAGGCCUAAUAGCAAGUUGGUGUCCACAAGAGAAAGUGUUGAACCACCCUUCAAUUGGUGGAUUCUUGACUCAUUGCGGAUGGAACUCAAGCACCGAAAGCGUAUGCGCAGGAGUGCCAAUGUUGUGUUGGCCGUGUUUUGGUGAUCAGCCAACAAACACUAGGUUAAUUUGCAAUGAAUGGGAGAUUGGAAUGGAAAUCGAUACGAACGUGAAGAGAGACGAGGUGGAGAAGCUUGUGAAUGAAUUGAUGGUGGGAGAGAAAGGAAAGAAGAUGAGGCAAAAGGCAAUGGAAUUGAAGAAAAAGGCUUUGGACAACACUAGUCCAGGAGGAUGUUCAUACAUGAACUUAGACAAAGUUAUUAAGCAUGUGUUUCAUAAACAGAAUUAG
Messenger RNA from Lathyrus sativus (Indian pea), 1464 nucleotides. NCBI's taxonomy places the organism in Eukaryota, Viridiplantae, Streptophyta, Magnoliopsida, Fabales, Fabaceae. The record is from the annotation of a GenBank genome assembly.